AUGUCCGUCUCCGUCAACCCUCGACGAAGGACUCCGGUGACUCGCCCGGAGUCUCCUGCCGGCCUUAGCCUUAAGACCAACAUGACCCUCCGCAAGGGUGCUACCUUCCAUUCUCCUACCAGUCCUACCUCUUCAGAAGACGAUGCCUUGGCCUCCCCUCCUAGCCUUCGACGCUCCCAGACCAACUUGGACGACGUCGUCGAUGCUCACUGCCGCCGCACUGCUCUGAUUCUUGACGACAUUGAGAACUCGCUUUCAAACUUUAACAUUGUCUCCCCCAAGGCUAAGUCCUUCCGGGACGACAGCCUUCCCGUGCCCAGAGGCUUCCUCAACCUUCCCGUCGUUGAUCCCGCCAUGGCAAAAGAGAAGUCAAAGGAAGCGGAACGCCGCAUUCUGCGUCCCAGAACCCGCCGUUCCUCGAGACACCAUGAAUCAGACAGCGGACUCGGUACCUCUGUUGCACCCACCACCGAGACAGAGCCUGCGUCCACCGCAUCAAAGAAGGCGUCCGCCAUUACCAGGUCGGCCGCUGCUGCCUCAUCUACCAAGGAGAAGCUUCCUGGCCUCAGCUCCAAGGCCGUCAACCGCAUCCACGAGCACAUUCUGCGUCCUCUCCGGGCCAAGCCUGCCCUGAAGGACUUUGAGCCGAUUGUUCUCGACGUACCCAGACGUAUUCGCGAGAGAGAGAUCAUCUGCCUGAGAGACCUCGAGAAGACUUUGAUUUUUAUGGCACCGGAGAGGACCAAGACCGCCGCCUUGUACCUCGACUUCUGCCUGACGUCGAUCCGCUGCAUUCAAGCCACCGUGGAAUACCUGAGCGACCGAGAACAGACUCGACCUAACGAUCGGCCUUACACUAACGGAUAUUUCAUCGAUCUUGUCGAACAGCUUCAUCAGUACGCAGGCCAACUCGCUGCCGCUAAAGAGAAGGGAGACGUUGAGAUGGACGUCGACCCCACCGACGAGAUCAAGCUUUACGGUGGUAUCACUGAGAACGGACGCCCUGCUGAGCUUGUCCGCAUUCGCAAAGACGGCAAGGCCAUUUCUAUGGCUACCGGACUGGAGGUUGACCUUGACGAGACUGGCUCCAUCAAGAUGAAGCGCUCCAUGAGCCAGCAGUUGGAGGAUGAUGAGGAGAUCAUGCGUUCUAUGGCCCGCCGCAAGAAGAACGCCAGCCCUGAGGAGCUCGCUCCCAAGAAGUGUCGCGAGCCUGGCUGCAACAAGGAGUUCAAGCGCCCUUGUGACCUCACCAAGCACGAGAAGACCCAUUCUCGUCCCUGGAAGUGCCCGGUGAAGAGCUGCAAAUACCACGAGUAUGGGUGGCCCACUGAGAAGGAGAUGGACCGUCACCACAACGACAAGCACUCUUCGGCUCCGCCGAUGUAUGAGUGCAUGUUCAAGCCAUGCCCGUACAAGUCGAAGCGCGAGUCCAACUGCAAACAGCACAUGGAGAAGGCGCACGGUUGGACUUACGUCCGCACCAAGACCAACGGCAAGAAGCCCGCCAGCAAGGCCGGCAGUGUCACUCAUGCCACUCCUCAGCUCAACCACAUGCCCACUCCUUCCACAAGCAGUGCUGCCACUCCUCCUCCGCCAAUGGACCAGGCCCAGCACUUCAACUUCAACGACCCUAUCCUCGCCCCCCUGCACCCCAUUGGCCCUGUUCCCGACUUCGCCACUCACAUCGAUGGCAUGCAGUUCCCCUCGUACAUCUCGGAUGAAGAGUUCGAGCAAGUUAUUGGAGUCCAGCAGCCGUUUGACAACCAACUGGAGCUGGAAAUGUCCAUGUCUCCUUCUGACCACAACACUCCCAACACUGACGUGUCCUAUGGCCCAUACUCUUACCAGGAAGGCCCGGACUUCACUGUGAACGAUGACAUCUAUGCCGCUCACGCCCAACUCCCCACUCCCGAUCGUGCUGUCUUCGCCGACAAGCAGAUGAACAUGGCUUUCCCCAUGUACCAGUCUAUCACUGCUUGCCAACCACAAAUUAUCCCCGCUCAGCCUGCUCCUCACAUCUCCCCGAUUGGCCAGGUCAAUGCUAUGCUCUUUACGCCAAACUCGCUGGCUGAAGUGGAUGAGGGCUUUGAGGACACCUACAACACUGGUGGAAACGACUUCUGUGGAAACGAUUUCCAGCUGUUCCCAACCAACACCGCCACCAAGACGUUUGAACCUUUGUUUGGUGAGGUCCCAAGUGCUGGUCUUGGCUACUCCCAGACAUCGCAGGACCCGUUUCAGUCUCUCGACUGGAACAGCAUGGACUACCAGAACUUCCCAAGCCAGUAA
This is a messenger RNA of Colletotrichum truncatum, 2289 nucleotides long. The record is from RefSeq and is a predicted model, not a curated record. Lineage: Eukaryota; Fungi; Ascomycota; Sordariomycetes; Glomerellales; Glomerellaceae.